AUGGGGCCUCCGACAACGUUUGCAGACCUCAAGGACUGGCUCUCCCCGGACAGCCAGGCAAACUCCAUCGUCCCGAUCUGGGACGGCCGGCGCCGAGCCUUGGUGAGAGACGCCGCCGUCCAGGCAGCCACCCCGGUGACCGAGGCGACGGGCGAGGCCCCGGAGGUUCACAGCCUCCCGCCGUAUCCCGACGACUCGGAUUGUCGAAUCGCAGCGCUGUCCAAAACUGCGCAGGUGACAGGACCACCCUGCCGCGUCGCUGCCAAGCUGAGAGGUGUGCCAUCAGCGGAUGCCAAGGCAUCGGUGCAGGCAGCAGAGUCGGCUCAUGUGGAGACUGCCCCAGUCGUCGCCCAAGGCUUGGACGGCUUGGAUUCAAGCUGGUGGGGCGAAUGCAUCGGGGACGAGGAGCACUGCAAGAUGCACCCGCACACCACAUGCUUAGUGGAGGCCCUGGGCCUCGCGGAGCCCUACACCGCACUGCGUAAGCGACUCCAGUCUUCUGCAGACUUCGUUGAAGAAUCUUUGCAGCAGCACCGUGCCGACGUUGCCAGUGCGAGGCCGCCUUCGUCCCGCAGCCGGCCCAAGGUCCACAGCCGAGACUUGGCAAAGCUGCGGGGGCUCCUGGCCAAGAUGAGCCACCUGCAGAGAUCGAUGGAUGAUGCGCUGUUGCAGCGGCAAGUGGUGGCAAGUUGGGAAGUUCCCGAUGCCCUGCCACUGCUGGCGCAGGAAGCACCUCGGCGAGGCGGCCCGAAGUUGCGACCGCAGCGGAAGUGGUGGCAGAGCUCUUCCAGUUCUUUGGGGCCCUUCGCGCAAGUAACUUUCCGCAUAUACCCAGCAGGGGAUGGAGAUGCGGUGAAGGGCGACUCGGUCAUCUACUUCUGGGCCGAGCUUGCUCCUCGGCUGAGCUUCGCCUUCAGCGUCCAGGCGGAGACUGCUUCCUUUGAUGUGGGCGGCACCGAGGUGAUUCCCUGCCAGACCUGGUACCGGGAGGUGGCUUGGGCUCGCGCGGAGUUCGGCUGGGCAAUGCUGGCGUCCGAGCUCACCCGGGCGGAGGCGCUCAAUUGCGGUCGGCUUCCCAUUCGGUUGAAGCUGCUGCACUGGCACUCGGCCUCUACACUUGCAGGUUCGCAGCUGGAGCAGAACUACCGGGAUCGCUGA
Symbiodinium natans is the source of this 1158-nucleotide messenger RNA. NCBI's taxonomy places the organism in Eukaryota, Dinophyceae, Suessiales, Symbiodiniaceae. The record is from the annotation of a GenBank genome assembly.